CCCAACUGACGACUUCGCAAAAAAACAAAAAAAAAAAAAAAAAAAAAACAACGAACUUAUAACAAUAUUCGGUCUAGACAUACGCUCGCCUCUACAAACUUUGCCAACCAAGCAAGGCUGGCACAAUGACUGGAAGGUUGCAGCUCCACAAGCUGGUAGUCCUCGGCGAUGGUGGUGUCGGAAAGACGGCUCUCACGAUUCAAUUAUGUCUACAACAUUUUGUUGAAACGUAUGACCCCACGAUUGAAGACUCGUACCGGAAGCAGGUCGUCAUAGACAACCAGGCUUGCAUGCUGGAAGUUCUAGACACCGCCGGCCAAGAAGAAUACACAGCGCUUCGGGACCAGUGGAUAAGGGACGGCGAAGGAUUCGUGCUUGUCUACAGCAUCUCGUCGCGGUCAUCCUUUUCUCGCAUCAAGAGGUUCCAUCAUCAGAUUCAACGUGUCAAAGAGUCGUGCGCCUCAUCACCGUCGUAUCCAGGCUCACCCAUCGCCACAGUAACCAACCAAGCGCCAGUACCCAUUAUGCUGGUGGGUAACAAGAGCGAUAGAGUCACAGAAAGGGAAGUGUCGACACAAGAGGGACACGCAUUAGCCCGCGAACUGGGUUGCGAAUUCGUCGAGGCAUCCGCCAAAAACUGCAUAAACGUGGAAAAGGCCUUUUACGAUGUUGUGCGAAUUCUCCGCCGUCAGAGGCAGCAGGCUUCACGCCCUUCACUGCCAGGAAACUCGCGCACGAAAACGGGCGGCAUGGGCAAGAGUGAAUCAUUCUACCAAUCAGAUGGCAAGCGUGGUAGUCGCAAGGAUGGAGAAAAGCACCGGAGCAAGCCGAUCAAGUGUGUUAUAUUGUGAGACGGCAUCCAGUGGAAGAAGAAAUGAAUACAACAACCUCGAUGGCCACCGCUUGACUGCCUCUGUCCUCUUCCGUUGGCAUUAACAUAUCCUAUACCCCACGAGCGCAGGGCGCCGCCGUAACCCAUAAUCUUUGACACCAAGUAACACGUACGUUCUUGGAUCAGGGGCCCACCGAAGCUGGCUUAAUAUGGCCGCAACAAGCUUGGUAACGUGCUCAGAUAAGACUUCGGAAAACUGCCUGCACCUGCGGUUUCUCUGGCAAAUUCAAUCACACGCAAUUUCGUGCGCACGACAUUUUCGAAAAAUCCCGACAGAUCCUGACAUUAUCGUCGACCUAUUUUUGUACGGCAGUGGGCGUUCAAGCAUUUUCGAAAUCAAGAUCAGCAAGAUCAACAACGGCAUCACGAGACCAGAUGCAACUGCCCAAAAUCGGCAUUGGACUUUUUCUAAGUACAAGAUUUACAUUUUUUCUCUUUCGAUUUUAUGCGGACAAGACUCCUAUAGGGUCUGACUUGGCUAUGGUGUUUGGAGUCUCCAGGGGGGUUCACUAAAAAAUCAAAAGGACAUGCUGGCACAGGUGCAUUUCUACCACCAUAUUUUGCUUGUGAUACUUCAUCGCCUCAUAGUUUCUUGCCUCUUUUAUCUUAUUUUCCUUUUUUUUUUUUUUUUACUCCUGUCACCACGAUCAACACACCCCAUAUCACGAGCGAUCCCACCAAGUGCAC
Messenger RNA from Pyricularia grisea, 1579 nucleotides. RefSeq lists its product as uncharacterized. The transcript is spliced from 2 exons. Bases 126 to 851 code for a protein of 241 amino acids. Gene Ontology annotation, cellular component: plasma membrane. Lineage: Eukaryota; Fungi; Ascomycota; Sordariomycetes; Magnaporthales; Pyriculariaceae. Gene Ontology annotation, biological process: signal transduction. The record is from RefSeq and is a predicted model, not a curated record. Gene Ontology annotation, molecular function: GDP binding; GTP binding; GTPase activity.